AGCACACACCGAGAAGCGGAGGCGACAGCAAUAUCAUAAGAGUUCAAGAACUGCGAGUCUAUAGGGAGAUCGUGAGAACAAAAUUAACCAAAAGCGAAAGCAAUCUUUAUCUCCGCUUGGCUCGACAUAGGGGCUCUCGAGUUCGCACACAGGGAACGAGCGGUUUGAGUCGUCAUGAUCUCGCAGUUCUUCGUGCUCUCGCAGCGUGGUGACAACAUUGUCUUCCGCGACUAUCGCGGUGAAGUACAAAAGGGAAGUGCGGAGAUAUUUUUUCGGAAAGUAAAGUUUUGGAAAGAGGAUGGGCAAGAGGAGGCACCGCCUGUCUUUAAUGUGGAUGGUGUAAACUACUUUCACGUGAAGGUCGUUGGAUUGCUGUUUGUUGCAACUACCAGAGUUAAUGUGUCACCUUCUCUUGUCUUGGAGCUUUUGCAAAGGAUUGCCCAUGUCAUUAAAGACUACCUUGGAAUUCUUAAUGAAGAUUCAUUGCGGAAAAAUUUUGUGCUUGUGUACGAGUUGCUUGAUGAAGUAAUUGACUUUGGUUAUGUACAAAUAACAUCCACCGAAAUGUUGAAGUCUUAUGUAUUUAAUGAGCCAAUUGUGAUUGAUGCUGCACGUUUACAAUCUCUGGGCCCUGCUUCCAUUUUCAUGCAAGGGGGCAAACGAAUGCCAGGAACUGCUGUGACAAAAUCUGUUGUAGCAACUGAGCCAGGGGGUAGGAUGAGGGAGGAAAUCUUUGUCGAUAUAAUUGAGAAAAUCAGCAUCACCUUUAGCUCGAGUGGAUAUAUACUGACUUCUGAGAUUGAUGGGACCAUUCAAAUGAAGAGCUAUCUCAGUGGAAAUCCAGAAAUCCGCGUAGCUCUUAAUGAUGACCUGGGCAUUGGAAAAGAUGGGAGACCAACAUAUGAUUACCGGAGUUCGUCUGGGUCCGGAGCAGUGAUAUUGGAUGAUUGUAAUUUCCAUGAAUCGGUACGUCUAGAUAGUUUCGACUCAGAGAAAACUUUGAGCCUGGUACCGCCAGAUGGUGAAUUUACUGUGAUGAACUACCGCAUGACUCAGGAGUUCAAGCCUCCUUUUCGUAUUAACACUUUGAUUGAAGAAGCAGGAGCCCUUAAGGCUGAAGUGAUUAUUAAAGUACGUGCUGAGUUCUCCUCAAGCAUCACUGCAAACACAAUAAUGGUUCUGAUGCCACUACCAAAAUAUACUUCCAGAGCUAGUUUUGAGUUGGAACCUGGAGCAGUUGGACAAACAAUGGAUUUCAAGGAAGCAAAUAAGAGACUUGAAUGGGGUUUAAAGAAGAUUGUUGGUGGAUCUGAACAUACUCUGCGUGCAAAGCUAACAUUUUCUCAGGAAUCACAUGGAAAUAUCACGAAAGAAUCAGGUCCCGUUAGCAUGACUUUCACAAUACCAAUGUACAAUGCUUCAAGGCUUCAGGUGAAAUACUUACAGAUAGCAAAGAAAUCUGGAACUUACAAUCCAUAUAGGUGGGUGAGAUAUGUUACUCAGGCCAAUUCCUAUGUUGCCCGUAUAUGAUGGAGCUAAAGCUUUCCCUUGCCCACUGUUUCCUUUUUUUUAUUUUUUUUUCCCCUUUUAUGGUGAUAUUUUUUCCAACUUAUCAUUCAAGUUGAAUUAUUUGUCGAA
Messenger RNA from Carya illinoinensis, 1638 nucleotides. RefSeq names its product AP-4 complex subunit mu. Gene Ontology annotation, biological process: protein targeting; Golgi to lysosome transport. Bases 175 to 1530 code for a protein of 451 amino acids. The transcript is spliced from 13 exons. Lineage: Eukaryota; Viridiplantae; Streptophyta; Magnoliopsida; Fagales; Juglandaceae. Gene Ontology annotation, cellular component: clathrin adaptor complex; cytoplasmic vesicle; trans-Golgi network. The record is from RefSeq and is a predicted model, not a curated record.